AUGUCGGUGCGCAGGUCCCCGCUCUUCCUGUGCGCCCUGGCACUGGCCGCGGCGCUGGCCCCGGGGGAGGUGGUGGAGAAAGGGGCCGGCGGCGGGCAGCCCCCCCCGGGGCCCGAGGCGGAGGAGCCGGGCUGCCCCGUCUGCCUGUGGCGGAAGCACAGCAAGGAGAUGAGGCUGGAGAGCAUCAAGUCGCAGAUCCUGAGCAAGCUGCGGCUCAAGGAGGCGCCCAACAUCACCCGGGAGGUGGUGAAUCAGCUGCUGCCCAAGGCGCCCCCGCUGCAGCAGCUCCUGGACUUGCACGACUUCCAGGGGGACGCCUUCCCGCAGGACGAGUACCUGGAGGAGGACGAGUACCACGCCACCACCGAGACUGUCAUCAGCAUGGCCCAGCAGACGGACCCGGUGGUGCAGAUAGAGGGGAACCCCCACUGCUGCUACUUCAACUUCAGCCCCAAGAUCAUGUUCACCAAGGUGGUGAAGGCCCAGCUGUGGGUGUACCUGCGGCCCGUGCAGCACACCUCCACCGUCUACUUGCAGAUCCUGCGCCUCAAGCCCGUCACCGAGGAGGGCAGCCGCCACAUCCGCAUCCGCUCCCUAAAGAUUGACCUGCACUCCCGCCUCGGCCACUGGCAGAGCAUCGACUUCAAGCACGUGCUGCAGAACUGGUUCAAGCAGCCGCAGAACAACUGGGGCAUCGAGAUCAACGCCUUCGACCCGAACGGCAACGACCUGGCCGUCACCUCCCUCGGCCCCGGAGCAGAAGGGCUGCAUCCCUUCAUGGAGCUCCGCGUGCUGGAGAACAACAAGCGCUCGCGGCGCAACCUGGGGCUGGACUGCGACGAGCACUCCACCGAGUCCCGCUGCUGCCGCUACCCGCUGACUGUUGACUUUGAGGCCUUCGGCUGGGACUGGAUUAUUGCCCCCAAGCGGUACAAAGCCAACUACUGCUCGGGCCAGUGCGAGUACAUGUUCAUGCAGAAGUACCCGCAUACCCACCUGGUGCAACAGGCCAACCCCCGGGGCUCGGCCGGGCCCUGCUGCACCCCCACCAAGAUGUCCCCCAUCAACAUGCUUUACUUCAAUGACAAACAGCAGAUUAUCUACGGGAAGAUCCCGGGCAUGGUGGUUGACAGAUGCGGCUGCUCUUAA
This is a messenger RNA of Emys orbicularis (European pond turtle), 1149 nucleotides long. RefSeq names its product growth differentiation factor 11 (gene GDF11). The record is from RefSeq and is a predicted model, not a curated record. Bases 1 to 1149 code for a protein of 382 amino acids. Gene Ontology annotation, cellular component: extracellular region. Lineage: Eukaryota; Metazoa; Chordata; Testudines; Emydidae. Gene Ontology annotation, molecular function: cytokine activity; growth factor activity. The transcript is spliced from 3 exons.